CUGUGUCAUGUCUGCAAAACCUUCGAUCAGUCCACCCCUGAACAUAGUGAAUGGUAAAAUAUGCCAAUUUUCAAUUAUGUAAAUCACCAAUAUCGAGCUACUAUCAUGAAUGUGAAAUGAAGAGAUCUUAAACUCUGAUCGCCUUUAAGUUCCCGUCCGACCGCGGCCGCUCUGUCGUGAAUAAAUUUAGAUGGCAGGCAAAACAGCGCAACCUGCCAUUUUGCCGGUGCCGCGUACAGCGAAAUAUCAUCCAGUUGAUCUGUUUGUCUGAUCCCCCUAGUGUUGAAAUGUGACUUUUUUUCCCUCCUAUUCUAUCGUCUUAUUCCUUUCCUAGCUUUCCCUUUUACAGUACAGUAUUAUUUGUUACACAAUUAUUAGACAAUACUGUAUUGUUUUAUGUACUAUAUAUUUGUUGUUCUGUACAUCUUACAAUUAAAAGAAAAAAAAAAAGAUCGUCCAGUUCAACUUUGCCGAGGGCGCCGCCAUGUUGAAAUAAACUCUACGAUGAUGUCAUUUGAACUAGCCAAUCGGUGCGUGUUUGCCGGCAAAAUAUAACCUGCCUACUGCUUACACAAGACUGAGACUGACUUAAACCUACACUUUUACAUUUUUGCAGUCCAAACCAGUGGACAUAAAUUCACCUUCUUGAAUUUAACGCAUAAACAAAAGAAAAAGUUAAGGUAUGACUUCAAAAAUAGUUUCAUAGGUGCAUUUUAGGCGCACAGAUAUGAAACAUUUAAAUUUAUCUUGUAUGAAAUAAGCUGUCUGUUGACAUGAGUAAUGUUUGCUUGUGCUGAGAAUGAGAUUUAAAACAUCUUGUGUUCAUUUUUCACGGCGGUCGUUUUCUAGUAUUUACGGUAGUUCUUGUCAACACCGGAAAGGCCAUUGUGCGGAUCGGUGCGCGCGCGUGUGUGUGUACACUAACUCGUCGACUGUGUUGUGCUCUUUUUUCUUUUUUUAACCUCCCCCUCCCACAACAUAAUUCUCGCUGUUAGUUAAGUGAAACAUGUCAACAAACAUCUCGUCGGGCAACCUAAACCUGGAGUCGCAGCUGUUGUCCAUCAUGGACGUGCUGGUGAAGGCGGCUGUGGCGGAAAUCAGUCAGCUUUUCUCGGAGAGCUCGUCGUCACUGCGCCUUCAUCUGAGCCAGAGCCUGAAGGAGAACGAAGGCUUGAGGAUGAGGAUGAAGGUGAUGAGGAGCGAGCUGUUCUCCCUCAGGCUUCAGACCAGAACCAACCGGCCGGCGAGCAGAUUCUCUCCGCUCAAAACUAAUGUCUCCAAAGGACGGACUAAAUCACAAGCAGUUGUUAUAAAACCACCAGAGGGCCAAAAGGCUGUGGGAGAAGCUGCUACUAUUCCUUUACAAGUGGAGAACAAGAAUCCCAACCCUGCUGCAGAAAAGGUGUGUACAGAUGUGGAGUCCAUAGAUGUCAUCCUGAUUAAAGAUGAAGAUGAUAUCGGAGAUUGUGGACCAGGUGUAGGUCAGGGGGACUUUGGAAACCACAACACACAAAUUCCUGCUGCCACAGAAACUCCAAAUUUAGCAGCUACUGGUUUCUCCUGUCUGACAGGUGAUAACGGAGAGCUGCGAAUCGUGAGCGUACAUGGUCGUGGACACGGCCCUCUACAAGAAGAGAGGGACACCCUCUUCAGUGCUUCUGAAUUGCAGGUGUUUAGCUCUCUGUCUUCUGACCAGGCCAUCAGCCACGGCAGUCUGCCGGGUUUCACCACAGGUACUAACGACAGAGCCUCGAUGCCGGGGAUGCAGGACAACGGUGUGGGACUGGGAAGAAGCAGCCAGCUUGAAUUAACUCAGUCCGCCCAAACAACGUCACUGAACCCAACAGCAAUAUUAGAAACGGGUUCUGAAGGUAAAGGGGCCCACCCAGGUCACAUCAGCCAGUUUCCGCAGCAGCAGAAUCCUGUCUUUCCUCACGGCGCCAACAAAUCCUUGGACUGCGGCUUCUGUGGCGAGUGGUUCCCCAGCCGUGAAGAGCUGAUUGUACACCGGGCAACUCAUACCGGGGAGCCACCGUUCUCUGCACCGUGUGCGGCAAAUCGUUUGUCAACAGGACCACGCUCAACAUCCACAUGCGCAUUCACACCGGAGAGAAGCCGUACGCGUGCCAGCAGUGCGGGAAGCGCUUCACACAGAACGGCAGCCUGAAGAUCCACCUGAGGACUCACUCUGGGGAGAAGCCGUACACCUGCUGUCACUGCAGUGCCAGCUUCAACAACCUAGCAACCUCCGCAGACAUAAGAGCACGCACAACACCAACGGGGUGGUCUGACACUGCGGUCAGGUGCAGUUUUUAAGCUUGUUAUUUUUCCAGACGCUUUGUAAACCACAGUGGUGUAUCUGUGGGAGUUAUUUUGUCUUGCAGUGUGUCAGUGUCUUAUUCUGCCAGUUCACAAGGAAAUCUUCAUGGGGGAAAAAAUAUACUUAAUCAGUUAUUAACGCAUUAAUGUUUCAUAAAGUUAAUGAAGUCUGAGGUUUAAAACAUAGCUUCAUAGAACAUUGUCUCAGAUUCAGAGUGAUUAUUCUUUUCAAUUCCAACAAUUUAUUGAAGUUGCACAAAUACAAAUUUUGUUUUGAUUUUUUUCUUCCAAAA
Molecule: messenger RNA, 2612 nt
Organism: Thalassophryne amazonica
Lineage: Eukaryota; Metazoa; Chordata; Actinopteri; Batrachoidiformes; Batrachoididae
Exons: 4
Coding region: 1007-2167 (386 amino acids)
Source: RefSeq, a predicted model, not a curated record